Molecule: messenger RNA, 462 nt
Organism: Acanthoscelides obtectus
Lineage: Eukaryota; Metazoa; Arthropoda; Insecta; Coleoptera; Chrysomelidae
Source: the annotation of a GenBank genome assembly
AUGAAUCAGCUCGCCUUAACAGAAUCUGUUACAGAUCAGAAGCUACAAUGUCCGCCAGCUGACGACGGCAUGGAGCGAUUCGCGUGUCCGACGCCUGACCGGCAAGGCCGGUACCACUGCAUCGACGACCAUGUUCUCUGCGACGGAUUUGUCGACUGCCCAUCUGCAGAGGACGAGGACAGGCACGCAUGCAUGUUCUACAAAACGUGGCUAGCAAUGCGAGACUAUGAAGAUAGAAAGCAGUACGUCAGGUUGAAUAGAGAAGACGAAAGCGCAUCUGGACGUGCUGGCCGACGCAUUACUACGGUGGGCGCGUGGCCGCUAAGCACCCUUCAGCUCCUUUCCCUUCUGUCCUCCCAUCUCUUCAAUGGAGGGGGGACGAUCAAAGGGAUCGCACACCGCGUCCACGCUUACCAUCACGACCUGCUGAAGGACUCGAGCAAUCUCAUCGACAAUCCUUAA